UGAUUGGACGGCAUCACUGUGGAAGCGUCAGUCAAGAGUUUUUUCGCUCAGUGACACUGCGGCUGUGUGUCCGGACAUGUAGAGCUCAAAGCGGCUUGGCCUUUGUUAGCGAGUCGCUGAGAAGAACCAAGACAUCCAAAGGAGCCGCAUUCAUGCACAUACAGCGAGGAAAAUGAUCAUCUGCACGAAAAAAAUGGAUUAUCGCCUUGGAUCCCAGUGCCAGUUUAUUCAAAAUCAGGUGAUGGUGAACUCUGAGAAAGACCGUGCUUCUCUCUUGUGUAUGAAGGCUCUGGCCAACAGGGGGCGUCUGGACACGGUGUCUCAGCAGAUGGCCUCUCACCCACAGUACCUGGAAAGUUUCCUGCGCACACAGCACUACAUCCUCUAUAUGGAUGGCCCAUUGCCCCUGCACUACCGCCACUACAUUGCCAUCAUGGCUGCAGCGCGGCAUCACUGUAGGUACCUGGUGUCUUUGCACUCGGCUCAGUUUCUGCGUGUUGGUGGAGACCCGUUAUGGCUUCAGGGGUUGGAGGCCGCACCCCUGCGUCUACGGCACCUUGAUCACAUCAACAAGGUCCUGGCCCAUCAGCCUUGGCUCACGGCACACUCUCACAUACAGGCUCUGCUCAAGACAGGAGAGCAGUGCUGGUCUCUGGCAGAGCUCGUUCAGGCCGUGGUUCUACUGGCCCACUGUCACUCCCUUUGCAGUUUCAUUUUCGGUUCUGGUUCUGACUCAGACACCACUUCCACUCCCAGAGUGCAUCACGGCACACCUCCUGGCUACUGUCUCUGUGACGCUGCCAACGGCAACACCGCUUUAUCGCCACCCCCUGCUGGACCCACAGAGAAGGCACUACGACGAAGGUCCUUAGACUCCAGCUGUGAAGUUGCUUGCCUUCGAGAACAAAUUAAAAAAUCACAGGAGGAGAUCAAGGAAAGAAAAGGAGACCGACUCCAUUCACAGACACUCCUACAUGCAGAUGUGGAGCAGGAGGACGAGACGAUGUUCUCCACAGACCCCUCCCGCUUCGUCACAGACCCAGAAUUCGGCUACCAGGAAUUCGCCAGACGGGAGGAGGACCAUUUCCAAGUAUUCCGGGUGCAGGACUAUUCAUGGGAGGAUCACGGCUUCUCGUUGGUGAACAGGCUCUACUCUGAUAUAGGGCACUUGUUAGACGAGCGAUUCCGCAAUGUGGCCUCCCUCCCUUUCCCUCACAGCCCCGAUCUCAAACGAGCCAUCUGGAACUACAUUCAUUGUAUCUAUGGCAUCAGAUACGAUGAUUAUGAUUAUGGGGAAGUCAACCGGUUACUGGAGCGUGGACUGAAACUUUAUAUUAAAGCUGUGGCCUGCUAUCCCGACUCCAGCAAGACCCCUCUAUGCCCACUGUCCUGGGCCCCUGUCAAAGCUUCAGACAAGGUUCAUGUAAAUUUGUUAGUGAUGGAGGCACGUCUGCAGGCCGAGCUGCUGUACGCACUCAGAGCCAUCACUCAGUACAUGAUCGCAUAGUACACGAGCCUUCAGCGCCACAGAGGGACAUGGUACAACGACAGACAAGGCAAAGAAAUACAAGCAGAGAUCUGUCUCUCUGUCUCUGUAUUUGUUGUCUCUGAGUUUACCGGUGUGACGUAAGGUACUGCUGUGAAACAUUUCUUUGCCAAAGGUGAAACUUAAGAAAAAAAAAAGGUGCAAAGCAGUCUCUCUCACUGUCCUUUGCAUGUUUCUCCUACUUCAUUUUGUUUCUGUAGUUGUCAUUUUUUUGUGUGUGUACUCUUCUUUUUCUACCUUUCCAAUUUUUUUUUUAGUAUCUUUAUCCCGGAUGGUUAAUGUGCAAUUACUUUUUAUUCAGUUGUUGUUGUUGUUUUGCUGUUGCUGUUCAAUUGACUGACAAAGUGAGAGAGAAAGUGUCCAACUGGUCAUGGCCAAUAUGAGUAACUGUUUACAGAAAAUGAGUGAGUUGACAAAGGCUCUCGCUUAACAUGGCUUCCAGAUAUUUCGUUUGAAUGUAGAAUUGUGAGACCAGAGCAAAAUUCAACAAAGAGUAAGAGAAGGUUCAACGGCUGUGACUUUCUUUUCAAAUGAGCACUUUUAAGACCGUGUCUAUCUAUAGAAUAUCUCAAUAAGCUUUCAGCUGUGGCUUCUUUCAGCACACAGCAGGUCAUCUAAGUACUGUUUUCACUCAUUUAGAUCGUUUAGCAUUGAUGUUGUCUUUCGAAAUCUUCCACUCGCUCUUCUCUCUGCAUGGGUGCUGUAAGUGAUUAAAAUGGCUACAUUUAUAGGAUCCAUAAUUAUCAUCUGAUUCAUCUCAGCAGGCAUCUAAACCGCUUUACAAUGUGAUGAUCUAAAUUUGACGGGUUUAAAGCAGUGAAAUGGAAUCGCUUUUUCUGAACUACUUUUCUUUGUGGUCGUGUUCUCAGUGUUUCUCAGUUACUUAGGGCAGACAGUCGGUAUGUAUUUAACUCCAUUACAUCAUAUUGUAACUUGGAAAACUGUUCAAAUACCAUUUAAAAGUAGAUCUUUAAUUUUGAUAGGCCGCAGGUAAUUUGCCCACUGAAGUGAUUCUGAAAGGACCAGCAUUUAGUGUUUAGGUUAAUGUUGUGCUGGCAUCACCAGUGAAAACAUUUGGAUCAGCAACAAUUAGGACUUGUUUUAAAAUAUUUUACCAUGUUAAAAAAAAAAAAAAAAAAAAAAAAAAAAGUCACCUGUGCGAAGGAGCU
Cyprinus carpio (common carp) is the source of this 2715-nucleotide messenger RNA. RefSeq names its product sestrin-3-like. Gene Ontology annotation, molecular function: L-leucine binding; oxidoreductase activity, acting on peroxide as acceptor. Lineage: Eukaryota; Metazoa; Chordata; Actinopteri; Cypriniformes; Cyprinidae. Gene Ontology annotation, cellular component: nucleus. The record is from RefSeq and is a predicted model, not a curated record. Gene Ontology annotation, biological process: negative regulation of TORC1 signaling; cellular response to leucine starvation; regulation of response to reactive oxygen species.